Molecule: messenger RNA, 2661 nt
Organism: Haliotis rubra (blacklip abalone)
Lineage: Eukaryota; Metazoa; Mollusca; Gastropoda; Lepetellida; Haliotidae
Product: protein O-mannosyl-transferase TMTC4-like
Exons: 17
Coding region: 142-2517 (791 amino acids)
Biological process (GO): endoplasmic reticulum unfolded protein response; protein O-linked glycosylation via mannose
Cellular component (GO): endoplasmic reticulum
Molecular function (GO): mannosyltransferase activity; protein binding
Source: RefSeq, a predicted model, not a curated record
UACUGAUUGGUUGGUGAAAUCAACUGGUGGUUCAAUCUGCUGUCUAAAUCAUGCAUGUACCUCGGAGGAGGAUAUAACAAAACGUGCUGACAUGAUGUAUCUUGGAUAUCGGAUAGUGUUGAAACGAAUAACACACUGGUGAUGGUGGCCAUCAGUAGAUCAACCUCCACAUCCUCCAAGACCAACGGCCAUGUUUGCAGCUACCAGCAACCAGACUGGGAUGACGUGCUGCAUGUACCCAAACUCAGCUUCUCCGUGGCAUCCGUCCUCGUCUUCUGUCUGGCGGUGCUGUGCUUCGCGAACACCAUCAAUGGGGAUUUUGUAUACGAUGACAUUUCGGCCAUUACUACCAACAAAGACGUGCUUCCCGAAAUCCCCCCUUCCGCCCUCUUUGCUCAUGACUUUUGGGGAAAGGCGAUGGACAACAGAAGCCACAAAUCUUACAGGCCUCUCACUGUGAUGACCUUCAGGUGGAACUAUGCAUGGGCUGAUGGGCUUCAUCCUCGGGGCUUCCAUGUUGUCAACAUCGUCCUGCACGGCUUGGUGUCGGUCAUCUUCCUGGCAGUAUUCUCUGUCCUCAUGUCUGGUUACCAGGUGGACCAGGAAUCUGCCAGGCCUGUGUUUGCCUCGCCCCGAGCUGCCCUCCUCUGUUCUGUGUUGUUUGCUGUGCAUCCCAUUCACACCGAGAGUGUAGCAGGGGUCGUGGGUCGGGCUGACCUGCUGUGUGCCUUGACCUUCCUUCUAUCAUUCCUGCUGUACGCCAGGGCCUGCCUCUCGCCUUCAUGCUUGGUCAGCUACCGUCCCAAGUCUUUCUCCCUGGUGUCUAUACUGGCCAGUAUGUGUCUGUGUGUCGUAUCAUGGAUCUUUCUGAUUUCAGCUUCAUGCUCGGUCAGCUACCGCCCCGAGUCCUUCUCCCUGGUGUUUAUACUGGCCAGUAUGUGUCUGUGUGUCGUGUCCACCUUCUGUAAGGAGCAGGGCAUCACUGUCAUAGGCAUUUGCAGUGUGUUCGACAUCGUCACAGUGUGUAGACUUCACCCUCUCCAGUGUCUGGCAAUAAAGAAAUCAAAGACGUGUACUGAUAAUGGUCAUUGCGAAUUUAACAAUAACCAUGUUGGACAUACGCUGGAGAUACCGCUCUGGGUAAAAGGUCUCAUCACCCGCCAUCUGAUAUUGUUCGUAACUGGUGUGUCCAUCCUCAUCACUCGCCUUUGGAUAAUGGGAUCAACACCACCUACAUUCCGUCAAGACGAAAAUCCACAUUCCUUUUUUGGCGGUAUUCUGUACAGGGUUCUGAACUACAACUACCUUUAUGCAAUCAAUUCUUGGCUGCUUUUAAAUCCAUGGUGGCUGUGUUUUGAUUGGUCGAUGGGCAGUAUACCUGUCAUCACCUCAUUGGCCGAUCCAAGAAUACUGGCAGACAUAGGUCUUUGGGCUGUCUUUGGUGCUUUAGUCUUCCAGUGUUGCCGUGGAGGCCUUACCAGAGAUAACAGGAUCCUGAUAACGUCCAUGGCGGUGUUGGGCGUUCCCUUCCUGCCAGCCAGCAACCUGUUUUUCCGUGUGGGCUUCGUGAUCGCAGAGAGGAUUCUGUACCUGUCCUGUGCUGGCUUCUGUAUGUUGGUGGUGCUCGGGGCCAGACAGAUUUGUCAUAAAUGUCAACCAAACUCCACUGCUAAGAUGAUGGCCUCUGCUGGUUUCACAUUUGUAAUCGUAACGUUUGUUCUUCGAUCAAUACAGAGAAGCGGCGACUGGAAGGUAGCAAAGGAUCUGUACCAAUCAGGGGUCAGUGUUUGUCCUCUGAAUGCUAAAAUUCAGUUCAACAUAGCCAAGCUUGAGGAACAGACCAACCCAGAAUAUGCCAUAGAGAAAUACAGACUAGCUCUCAAACUAAACCCUGAAUAUGCAUAUGCAAUGAACAACCUGGCCAUCAUCCUGAAGGAGAGAGGGGAUCUUGGGGAGGCAGAGAGGCUGCUAGAGGAUGCUGUCAGUGUCAGGGCAGACUUUGCGGCAGCUUGGACAAACCUCGGUGUAGUGCGGGCAGCACUGAAGAAAACUGAGACGGCUGAGGCCAGUUAUCUCGAAGCUAUUCGACACGAAAGAAAACAUUCGAAAGCCCACUUUAACCUUGGAAACUUGUACCGGGACACAGGGCGCCCCAUCGAGGCUCUGAGUGCGUGGAGAGAAGCUGUUGAGUAUACACCAACGUGCGCUAGUGCUUGGAGAAACACUGUACUUCUUUUACACCAACUUGGGAGGCAAAACGUGGCAAUAGCAACUGGCCAGCAAGCUCUCAAGGUGGUGAAGAACGACCCCAAACUGAUGUUGAUUCUGGCCAACAUCUAUCUACAGGCACUUCGGUUUCCAGAAAGUGAAAGACUCUUUCUUGAUGCAAUCAAACUAGACCAGCAAAACGUCAUGCUGUAUAAAAAUUUAGGUGUGCUUUACCAGCAAUGGGGGAAGAAUGCGAAAGCCAACGCAGUAUACCGGAAAGUCGAACUUCUAGCAUCCAGGAAACAGUAAUAGUCAGAUCCGAUGCCAGAAUGUCUCAAAAACUAUUUGCCUGGGCUGUGCUUCACUUCACUUGGAAAAUGUGUAGAAAGAAACGUUGUUCGAAAUAUCUGUGAAUAAAAUAUUUAUAGGAACCAAUUUGUCCAAUGAAACUGC